AUGACCUACCAACGCCUGCCUCGCCGACGUCAGCAGGCAGUCGCUUGGAUCUACAUCCCGGUUGCACAGCGGGACGCUGUUGUUGCCUUGGGGUCACGUGUGCCAUCAUCUGAGGCUACGUUCUCCAGUGGUACGUGCUUGCUGUUCCGCAUGCAAUUAGGAGGCGACGUAUCAGUCGGCGUUGGUCUGUCCGAGGAAUUCAGAGAUGUGUUACUAAGUAAAUCACCAACCACGAUUAUAUACAAUGAGCUCGAAUUGCAACCUGUGUCUGUCUUUGGCGCCUACCCUACCGAGGUGCGAAAGGACAGUCGUCCCGCGACCCCAUUCAGUCAACCAUUGAUCGAGCAACCCCAAUUUCCAUAUGCCUACUUCUCACUGGCACCGUUAGAACGCGUCGAUCGCAUAAGGAUUUUCAACGAUGAACUUAGUGGCUUUUGUGUGGGUAUCUUGUUUGGAUACCAGAACGGCGCUCAACGAUCAGUUGGGCAAUGCAGAAUAGGCAAUGACCCUUUCAAAGAUUGUGCGAAACCGAGUCGCAUCUGUUUGCAUCGACACAAUUAUGGCCGGUCCGGAACCCCGGCUCGCUUGCAAGCAACCAUGGUAAAAAGCACCAGUGGACAAAAGCAUGAUCACGAUGAGCAACAGGAUUGGACGUGUUUCCAAAUGCAGGGUCGAUUAGAUUUCUGGUUCAGCUUUAAAGAGACUAGUUUGGCGGUCAUUCUAGAUUGA
Messenger RNA from Fusarium sp. VM40, 729 nucleotides. The record is from the annotation of a GenBank genome assembly. Lineage: Eukaryota; Fungi; Ascomycota; Sordariomycetes; Hypocreales; Nectriaceae.